Molecule: messenger RNA, 990 nt
Organism: Lodderomyces theae
Lineage: Eukaryota; Fungi; Ascomycota; Pichiomycetes; Serinales; Debaryomycetaceae
Gene: ABP140
Product: Abp140p
Exons: 1
Coding region: 1-990 (329 amino acids)
Molecular function (GO): tRNA (cytidine-N3)-methyltransferase activity
Source: RefSeq, a predicted model, not a curated record
AUGGCCGAGUUCGUAGAGUCAACGCCAGAGGUGGAUUCUGCCUCCGAUCCAAUUACAAAAGUCACCAAACCUCCACUCGAUUCAAGAAUUGGCAAAGAUUCUCCGUUCGUUUUUGGACAAAGAUACCUCGAGAAUGAAGAUGACGUUUUUAAUCAUAAUGCAUGGGACCACGUCGAAUGGGGUGAAGAACAGAUUAAACAAGCACAAGAAAUGAUUUCCAAGCAGUACGACCAUCCAGUUAAAGAAUUCGAAAAGACUUUGUAUAAUUCUAAUCCUGCAAAGUACUGGGAUAUUUUCUACAAGCAUAAUCGGGAAAACUUCUUUAAGGAUCGUAAAUGGUUACAGAUUGAAUUUCCAUCGUUGUAUAAGGUCACUGCUAAAAAUUAUCAAAAACCGACAACGAUUUUGGAGAUUGGCUGCGGGGCAGGGAACACAUUUUAUCCUAUCUUGAACCAGAAUGAAAAUGAGAAUUUACAAAUCUAUGGUUGUGAUUAUUCGAAAGUUGCUGUAGACUUGGUACGAUCCAAUGAAACCUUUGCAGAGCAAAACAAAAAGGGCAUUGCUUUUAGUUCAGUUUGGGAUUUGGCCAACUCUGAAGGAAACUUGCCAGAAGGAAUGGAGCCCAACUCUGCCGAUAUUGUCAUUAUGAUUUUUGUGUUUUCGGCAUUACAUCCAGAUCAGUGGAAGCAAGCUAUCGCAAACUUGGCAAAAGUCCUCAAACCUGGCGGAGAAAUACUAUUCAGAGACUACGGAAGGUAUGAUCUAGCACAAGUGCGUUUCAAAAAGGGCAGAUUGUUGGAUGAUAAUUUCUAUAUACGAGGUGAUGGAACAAGAGUGUACUUUUUCACUGAAGAGGAAUUGGAGGAGAUUUUCUGUAAACAGGGUCCUUUUGAAAAAGUGAAAAUUGCCACUGAUAGAAGGUUGUUGGUAAAUCGGAAAAAGCAAUUGAAGAUGUAUCGAAAUUGGUUGCAAGGUGUGUUUAAAGGAUAA